GGCCUGGUUCGUCCCCGGCCCUUCGCCUCGCCCUCUGGCGGGGUCGGCCGGGGUGACGCGGGGCGAGGCGGCGUCCCGGGCUGACCCAGGCCCGGCGAGGCGAGGCGAGGCGAGGCGAGGGCGGUGCUGGCGCGCCGGGGGAGGAGCGCGCAGGCGGGCGGAGAGGCCUCGACGCGCACCGGGGUGGGCGGCCGCCGCUGCCGCCGUCGCCGCUGAGGGAGCGGGUCGAGGAGAGGCCGGCGCCGGCGCUUCCGAGGCGCACGGAAGCCAUUCAGGAGAUGGAUAUGCCUCUGGAGGGCUCAGUAGCGGUUCCUCGUCCUGAGCUGCUGCAGCUCCCAGUCUCGGCUCCGCAGCUGUGCGAGUUGCGCACCGCCGUCUCUUGCUUUGCCGAGGAGACGGUCACGCUGCUCUCCGCCAAUGGCCUGUUAAGCCAGUCUCUUCUCAGGACACCCGCUGCUGCAGCGGCCCAGCCAAAAGAGCCGGGGGGGCCCUCCAACACCACCCGGCGUAAGCGAGAGUUCACCCCCGACGAGAGGAAGGACGACGGCUACUGGGACAAGAGGAAGAAGAACAACGAGGCGGCCAAACGUUCUCGGGAGAAGCGGCGGGUGAGCGACCUGGCCCUGGAAGGGCGGGUGCUGACUCUCCUGGAAGAAAACGCACGCCUCAAAGCAGAGCUCCUGGCACUGAAGUUUCGGUUCGGUCUGAUUCGGGAUCCGGUGGAGCCUUCUGGGCCGGUGGUUCCUGCUGCCUCUGAACCCCACCGGCCAGUGCCCACACCCCAACACUACCCACCCGCUCUUGAGAUACCCCGGUAUGCCUGCCCCUUCCGGCCAGAGCCCCCGGCCAGCUCUGAGGAUUCUGGGUUCUCCACGCCAGGCAGCUCGAGCAUGGGAAGCCCAGUCUUCUUCGAGGAGCGCGACAGGCCCGAGGAAGGGAUUAUGUACGACGGGCACUGCCUGGUGCCCGAUCCUUCCGAGGACGGAGCAGAUUUGGGCCGAGUCAGCCGUUACGAUACUGGGGAGAGCGUCAAAGGUCUUCCCCACAAGUUGCGUUUCAAAAUGGCGGGUGGGUCAGAGGACAUGGCUGGGGAGCCGGCGGGACAUUACCCGCCCUCUCCACUGGUGGGAGCCUGGAGGGGCCCUGGCGCACGCGAGGAGCAGAGGAAUGCGGGCGCUGCGCCUGCGGGCACAGCGGCGUUCGACGGCUGCUGCGAAAUGGGGGCCUCUCCUGCCCACUUGGCGCCCGUCCAGGGCUCCGGCUACCAGACGGAGAACAGCAGCCUGCGGAAUCAGCUGGCGUCGCUCUCGGCCGAAGUGGCUCAGCUGAAAAAACUCUUCUCUGAACAGAUCUUGAUCAAGAUGAACUGAGGAACGGGCAUCGCAGCAGACCUGGCACCAAGAAGGGUCUUCCCUCUCCGUCCCCCCCCUUCCAAAGCCCUCUGUGUGUAUAUCUGUACGGGGUUAGUUCCCACCAGGUCUGUUAUUUUCCCCCACCCAUUCUAUUUGCAUUAAUAAAACUCUGUCCUUGGAAUUCAUGAUUUCCCCCUA
This is a messenger RNA of Sphaerodactylus townsendi, 1550 nucleotides long. RefSeq lists its product as uncharacterized. Gene Ontology annotation, molecular function: DNA-binding transcription factor activity; DNA binding. The record is from RefSeq and is a predicted model, not a curated record. NCBI's taxonomy places the organism in Eukaryota, Metazoa, Chordata, Lepidosauria, Squamata, Sphaerodactylidae. Bases 279 to 1370 code for a protein of 363 amino acids. Gene Ontology annotation, biological process: regulation of DNA-templated transcription; circadian rhythm. Gene Ontology annotation, cellular component: nucleus. The transcript has 2 exons.